UGUCGCGAAGAUAAGAGACGGAGUUGCUGCGUUUGAUUGGGUUGUGUCCCUAGGUGACUGUCUUGGAGCUGGGUCUUGAUACGCAGCCGUCGAAGUCGUGGAAGUGAGCUGGUGUCUAUUCAAGAAAACAAGCGGGAAGGUCGAAACAGAAGCAAACGAAAAUGAAUCCGGAUCGUUUCAUCAAGGGCCUGUCCGGGCAUCUGGAGCCGUCAGUGCGCACGCACCUGAAGAACGUCUACUCGGCGGUGUCUGUGUCGACGCUGGUGGCGGGCGCCGGCGCGACGGUGCACCUCUACACGGGCCUGCUGUCGGGCGGCCUGCUGUCGACGCUCGCCGCCCUCGGCUUCAUGGCAGCGCUCAUGUUCACGCCUGACGACGGCAAGAACACCGGCAGGCGGCUGGGCCUGCUGGCCGGCUUCGCCUUCUGCUCAGGUCUGGGCCUGGGCCCGCUUCUGCAGAUGUCGCUUUACAUCAACACGACUCUGAUCCCGACGGCCUUCCUGAUGACGAGCGCAGUGUUCGUCAGCUUCACGCUGGCCGCCCUGUACGCCCGCCGCGCCCAGUUCCUCUUCCUGGGCGGCAUCCUUGGCUCCGGACUCUCCAUGAUGCUGAUGCUCUCGCUGGCCAACCUCUUCUUCAAAUCGCGGAUGAUUUUCCAGCUGGAGCUGUACGGCGGCCUGCUGCUGUUCUGCGGCUUCAUCCUGUACGACACCCAGCUGAUCAUCGAACGCCGCCGUCGCGGCGACAAGGACUACGUGUGGCACGCCCUCAUGCUCUUCGUCGACCUCGUGGACGUGUUCCGCCACAUCCUGGUCAUCCUCAUGCAGAAGGAGAAUCGGAACAAGAAGAAGAACUGAGCGCCGUGCCGACGGCGCCGGCCUGACUGCCGCAUAUGCUGCACGUGCACGUGUGCGUGUUCUGCUCGGAGCACGGCCAGUCUCGCCGCAUAUAUUAACGCCUCGAGCUUCUCCGUAAUCGGCAUAUCGUUCGGACUUGUAUCCGAGGGCAACUAAUUUGCGAUAAUAAUUCUGCGCGUGUGUGCAAAGCAAGCGAGGGAGGGGGGCAUCCGUAAUACCGGGCCGCGAGGUGGCGUCCGAAGGCGUGAGUGGGCUUCAGUUGUGGGGGGGGGGG
Messenger RNA from Pollicipes pollicipes, 1131 nucleotides. Its product is annotated as bax inhibitor 1. Lineage: Eukaryota; Metazoa; Arthropoda; Thecostraca; Pollicipedomorpha; Pollicipedidae. The coding region runs from base 162 to 857 and encodes 231 amino acids. The record is from RefSeq and is a predicted model, not a curated record. Gene Ontology annotation, molecular function: enzyme binding. The transcript is spliced from 5 exons. Gene Ontology annotation, cellular component: mitochondrial membrane. Gene Ontology annotation, biological process: negative regulation of apoptotic signaling pathway; negative regulation of endoribonuclease activity; negative regulation of RNA splicing.